Molecule: messenger RNA, 381 nt
Organism: Ambispora leptoticha
Lineage: Eukaryota; Fungi; Glomeromycota; Glomeromycetes; Archaeosporales; Ambisporaceae
Source: the annotation of a GenBank genome assembly
AUGAGUCCUGGAAAAUUACAUGUCAUUGCCGUCGAAGGCAGAGAUUUAGCCGAUAAAGAUCUCAUUGGGAAAAGCGACCCAUACGUUGAACUUUGGCUCGACAAGAACUACAAACAAAAAACGGGUGUCAUAAAAAACAACUUGUCGCCUGUAUGGAACGAAGAUUUUCAGUUUAAUGUUGAUAAGGAUAAAGAGCACACACUAUAUAUUCGUGUUAAAGAUGAUGGUAUUCUCCUCGAUAAAGAGAUUGGCGAAGGAAAAGUUGAUCUUAAGGAAGUAUAUUCGCAUGGUUAUCUGGACACCUGGGUUAAAUUACCUAAAUUAUUAGGUUUGAGAAGUAACGGUGAAAUUCACUUGAUUAUUGAAUACGCACGGGCCUAA